AUGGCCCCGACAUCCCUCCAACGGCUUCUCGCGCUCGAGAAGACCUUUACAGACCUGAAUCAGCAAAUCCGCGAGGUGGCGAGCAUCUUGGGACUUCCGAAUACGUGGGAUGCCUCCAGGUCUACAGUGAAUAGCUCCGGGAAACCCCGAAGCCUACAAUACCACGCCCGCGCAGAAUGGGUCCUCCGCUGGAUUCUGGAAAAGUUGAAGGUUGAAGGGACUACUGGAAGCAAGGCGCGAAAGAAUAUAAGAGCUUGGAAACUACUGGGAUGUCUGACUACUAUAAUACCGACCUCGAAUGCAGCCGGCCUUUUAAGAGCUGGGGAUUAUGUUAAUACGCUGGAGAAAGUGCUGGAGGAAAAUUUUGGGGACGAUGUGCACGACACAGCUUUCAAGGUCGAUGUCGAACCUCAGAGUGGGACCACGGCCAGUGGAGAAGCUUCGGAAUCAAGUGUCACCGCUGAGGAGCUCCCUGCGACGUCACGGAAGCGGAAAAGGCAUGCUGAAGUUGAAGCUCCAGCGAAGAAGAUUGGCUUGACUACAGGAGCGCCAAAGGACCUUUUCGACGCUAUUGCUAGAAGCCUCGAGACUAUUGUAGCCAAGUCAUACUCGCAUACAGAGCCCGAAGAUAAGAUCGCAGCAGAUCACAUGCGAAUGGUCCUCCUCGUUGAUAGCGAAAAAGCUGCCAAGCUGCUGAAGUUUUGGCUGAACGCUCUUGUUUCGAUGCUCCUGGACACGGAUGCUAAAGCCGCCAUUCUCGGAGCCCCUGACAGCUGUAUGAGACUGACUCCGAUUUUUCGAAUAUGGGAAAUGAGGACCCCAGGGCGUCACGACGAUACCGUCGCGAGUUUGAACGCGUUCUCGGAGCACUGUCUUCUUCCUGCUACGAUUCUGCUCGGACUAGUAAGAGAUGAUGAUACCUUUACUGAUUUGCAUGAAGAGGCAAAUCUCACCAAACAGCGCUUGCGCAGUACGCAGAGCUCAGUGAUUAGAUCACUUGAGCAGCUCUACGCAAGACAUAUAUUCGGCCCUGCUCGUUCGGACUUCUUUACGAACUUGGGUGCUCGUGAUGCCGUUUCCAUUGACGGGAAUGAGCCGAGGAAGAAACCACCAAAAGAAGAAGAGAGUAUCGCUAGGGCUUUGAAGCUGCAUCGGUCUCUAACAAACAUUCGAAGUACUUUGACUGAAGCCGCUAUAUUGAAACGAAUGGACCAGCCGGUGCCUCAAUCAUCGGAGCUGCUCUUCCGAACUGUCCCACAGCUGAUGGACAUUGCUAUCAGAUGCUCACCACGCCAAACACCAAGAAACCGAAUCUCCGAGAAGCCAUGGAACCAAGCAGUCCUGGUUGCGCUACUAGAAUGUACCGGCUGUACAUUGGAGAAACAAGGUGUCCCGGUUGUUUGGGAGUCCGUUAGAUCCAUGGAAGACAUUUUGCAAGCGUUCAUUGAGUGGAACCUCUCUGUGGACUCUAUUGUCACCGAAUCCAUCUUCAAAUUUCUCACUGGAGUACCUACUCACCCCGGUGGAAGACAUCGGACUAUCUGGUGGGGACUUGUCGCUAAACUUGUUGCUCUUGAUCCGGAUAUUUUCCUUCCAGCGGCCAAGGCAGUCGACUCCACCGGCUUCUUUUCUCAAAAUGACCUCUCUCGUGCGCUCUUCCGUCAAAUCUCUCAGUACUCACCUCAUUGCCUCGAUUCUACCGAGGAGGUUCAGCAGGAUGAUACAUGGAACGUCACGCAUAUUAUCUCUGGUCUCAUUUCUACGUCAGACACCGGGUUCUCGACCGCUAGAACUGCGUUACGACAGUUUGUCAUUGUCCCAAUCAUGAAAUCAUUCGCAAGGAAUCGCGACCUGCUUGGCUUCAUCAACAGAUUGUCCGAUCAGCUUCGUGCGACCGAAAGCAGCGUCGCAAACCCUUCGAUCUGGCAAGGGCAUGAUCUCGUCUCCGCUCUGGCAUUGGUCUUCGAAAACUCGUUGACGUUGACGCAAAUGGCGAAUCUGCUUCAACAGCAUGAUGACUCGCUUUCUUCCCUUCUCAAGACCCUCAACUCUGAUCAUGUUUCAAAACGGAUGAUGGACGAAGCGUUCCUCAAAGCUUCUAAUGUAAAUACUGCUAUGGUUUCGAUAAUCAUUCGCUGUAUUCAUUUGGACGACACCAUUGUAGGACUACAAGACGUUUUGAAGGCCCUGCAGUCGGACUUGGUUGCUUUGGCAGACCUUGCUGCGUACAGAACCUAUGCGGACAUGGCAGAGACAUGGACUGCUCUAUCCCGGCUUUUUACCUUACUUUGGCCUUUGGAGUCUCAGACAUACCUAGCCGAUACCGGCGACAUACUCCACUCGAAGAUUGUUCAGCUCGCAAACACAUCCAUUGCCCCAGGUGGUGUCAAUAUCUGGGACGUGCAUCCUGACAUGGACGUUAGCUCAAUGACAGCUGCUUUUGCGUUUAUGGUUACCGUACUCGAUUGCUUGCAGUGUAUGCCCACCGCACAAGAAACUGUGGCUAGGUACUUGGAUAAAGCAUUGCGUGUCUUGAUGCCUUCAGCCAUUUUUGAGGAAGAUGGAGAGAUUAGCACGCAUAGUUUGAUUCACGAAGAAUCGGCUGAAAAGAUUGAUUCAUUGUCAGCCCACGAGUUCCUCCGAUGUAUGGAGAGACUGCUGGUAGGGUCUCCUACGCUGCUGGUGUACUUGAAACCAGAUCUACGCGCUGCACUGUUCAAUCUUCUCUUUGAGCUUGCUGCCAUAGAUCAGUCAGGGCGUGGUUAUAAAGGUCUCCUGGUAGCAUCCUCGGGCCCCAUCCUCUCGUCAGCUGAUCCUAAAAUAAAAGACGACCUCCUAUCUGUAAUAUUCUCGGGCUUCGAAGAGGGUGGCUUGGAGCCCGAGCGCGAUUUCUACGGUGGUGACUUCAAUCACUUCUCGACGUCUCUUUACGCACAAAUUCCGCUCAAGGCACUUUCUCGAAAUCAGCGGGAGAAGAUAUUGGAUCGAACGCAGGCUAUCCUUCUCACCGGGGAUGCGUCGAAAGAACAAGUACUGCGUCAUCUUGCCCUCAUGAUCAGACUAAUGGAGCUUCCUAAUGCUACUGCCAAAAUUUCUACGGACCCGUAUGGACUGGAAAAAAUAGCUGAGGUACUCAACACGGAGGAAUUCGAAGCUAGCCCAGAAGUUACAGAAGCCUUCCGGCUUCUUGCCCGAUUGACUUUACAUCACAUUCUUUCUGAGCCAGGUCAGAAACACAGCCAGGAAUAUCUCAAAAGACUUGAAGGAAUGCUCAGCAAUCUCUCCGUAGAGUCACACUCGUUCACACUCCAGGUAAUGCUUUUUGUGGACGGCCUCAUGUCAGUGUUGCGAGCCGGAAAGUAUACCGCUGAAACUGGCAUAUACGAUGAAGUUGCGCGCACAUGCAUUAAGUAUUGUGCCAUAAAUUUGAUUGUAUCACGAAAAUCAGGCCUGCUAGAUCUGAAGGAUCCGAAGGAUCCGAAGGAAGAGUAUUUCAUGGUCGGUAUUGAAACUGUCCUAGAUCUGCUGAGUGAGGUUCCCGUUCAUUUAGCUGAAAGAGAGGCGGAGCUUUACAAGAAAGUCAAAAACGUUGUGCGGGAAUGGCUCGCUCCGUAUAUGAGUUCGAAUCCAGUGCAUAUUCCAGCAGAUCUAGCGUCAGCUAAUUACUGGAUUUCGAUACACAAGCUAGCCGCAAGAUUACAGAUGUGCAACGGUGUCGGAGAAUUCAUUCAGCUAUCUCGGGUGGUGUUGCGUCUGGAUCUGUCCGCCCGACAAGCGCAAAGCGUGGUUGACUUGGUCAAAGAAGCCUUUUUAUCUUUCGAUACGCCGACAAUGUUGGAGCAGCUUUCACUAUUGCUCCCUCAGCAAGAGGAGAAGCCUGAUGCAGGAUGUUUACGCAUACUUGGCGUUCUUGUUCCUACUCUUGCGCCAUCUGAUGGUGCGGAGAACAAGACUCAGCUUCUGGCAAUACUGGGAAAUCUCUCGGCACGACUGACGAUGUCCGACGACCUAGCUCGCUCCAAUGCACUACUGGACUGCGUAGACACCAUCCUUCGCUCCAAGCACUUCAUGGUGUCUCAAUACGGCAUCGAGACCUUCAUCGGAGCUUUAACCGCUAUCACAUCUCCCGCAGGACCAUACCUACCCGUAUCGCAAGCUUCUGCGAUCUUCAUCCGCCUCUGCGAUUCCAUCCAGAUCAUCCUGUCACUCCACCGUUCUCGCCUCGGUGGCCGCUUCCACCUUCUCAUGCCCCUUCUUCAAGCUUUCCUCACCUGCCUCUACAUUCCUAACACUACCCGCCGCGGCACAUCUACCGCCCACCUCCCACCAUGGCUUGCUCCCUCUUUACACCCCCUAUCGCCUGCCGCGGCAGUCGCCUUCACCCGCCUCCUGACCACUACGUCUUCCCCCACCGUGUCCGCCGUCUCGGGUCUCCAGAAGGGCCGCAAGAACUACCAUGCUGAUCUUGUGGAUGCAACGAAGCAGGCGAGACAAUAUGCAGGGCAGUACAUGCCUACGCUGAUAGCCGCAUUUUGUAAGAAUAUGCUCAGCGGGAGACUGGAGCCAGAAGUGAGAGCGCGACUGAUACCCGGGCUGUGGUCCACGCUGGAUUGUACGGAUAAAGCGGCACUGAAGGCGAUGAGUGCGGCUAUGGAUGGGAGUACGAGGGCUGUGUGGAAGGGGGUGUAUGCUGAGUGGAAAAAACAGAGCAGAGAGAAAGCUGGGACCAUGGAAGCACUGGCUGCAGUCGGUGCCGCGGCGUCGAUCAUCCAACUCACAGACAUCGGCCUCAAGAUAUCAACCAAGCUCUUCACAUUCGCAGAAACGGUGCUCGACGCCGAAGAAACGGCUGGGAAGAUAAGCGCAGAUGUCUCUGUGACUUGCGGCAUCCUAUCUCAGCUCAAAGACCUCAUCGACCCAUACGGCGUCGCCCACCCUCUCUUAAGCUCUGAAGGCCUCAAACAAGUACAGCAAGCCACCGAUAUCUGCAAAACCGUAUUCCAGCAACUUCAAGAUGUCUUGGAGAAAGCGAUUAGGACCGAGUUGACUAGUACGAAGAACAAUCUUAUGGUGGUUCUUCUGAUCGCUCAGUUGGCUGCUGCAAAAGGGAGGGAGGGCGAGGUGGUGGAUGGCGGAGAUGGGAAUGCUGGUGAUGAUAGUACAACUGCGCUGUCGUCAGAUCAAAAGAAGCGAUUUCGGGCUACGGUUCUGGCCAUUCGUCGGUAUAAACACUUUUCCAAUGCCAGGGCCGAUAUUGCUACCGACAUGCGGCGCUCAAUUAAUUUGGCAUCUGCCCACAAUGAAAUCACACAAGAGGAUAACGAAAGAGAAGAUGAGGGCGAACAUGAUGAAUGGGGAAGUACUGAGCCAAUCGCCUGGGCCAAUUCUCCUGCAAGAGAUCCCGCAAGCAAACCUGUCGUAGAAAUGCUGCCAAUCAGUAAAGACACCAUCACGCAGUAUAUGGAGCAGUAUGACAACAAUCCGGGCUUGGUAAUGGAGCAGACGGAAGAUCUAAACCUUAACCAACUCCAGAUGGUGCUUGAUCACGUGCGCGAGAAAGGGCUGACAUUCAUUUGGCGCGAAAUCGAAAAGAUACUCUAUUUCGUCCAAGAUUUGCUGAAGAGGAAGACUGAGAUAGAACUGGAACCAAACAUGUCUAUCGACGCGGUGAAAGCCUUGAGUUACAAGACGAAACAGAUAAAGAUCGACGAGCAGCGUCUCGUGUAUGUGCAACUACAAGAUUGUGCCGAACAGCACUAUCAACCUUUUCCUGAGCCUUCGUGGUGGAAUGCAAAUCUUUGUGAAGCACCCAGAAACGUCCGAUACGAUCCUCAAUAUCCAAAAAGGAUCCAGGACAAAGAGGGAAUCGUCCCUGACAUGCAGCGACUGGUUUUCGCUGGCGAAGUGCUCGAGGACCGCCGAACGCUGGCUUAUUAUAACAUUGAGAAGGAGAGUACGCUUCUCUUAGUCCCCCGAGUUCUCAAUGAAGCAUUGGCGGCAGAGACACCGAGGAAUCGUGUGUCUCAAACACAGGAAGUAAUGGGGGAGAGCGGUCACCCUGGCGAUCAAGUAGAGCAGGGCGUGAGGGCUCAUUCGGAAUCCGAUUCACCGUUGAUCGAGGACGUAGAUGGGCUUGGCGAUAGCGAUGAAGGGGACAAAUCGUUAGUUGAUGAUCUCAUCGCACGCUAG
Mytilinidion resinicola is the source of this 6189-nucleotide messenger RNA. RefSeq lists its product as uncharacterized. The transcript is spliced from 15 exons. Gene Ontology annotation, molecular function: protein binding. The record is from RefSeq and is a predicted model, not a curated record. Gene Ontology annotation, biological process: ribosome biogenesis. NCBI's taxonomy places the organism in Eukaryota, Fungi, Ascomycota, Dothideomycetes, Mytilinidiales, Mytilinidiaceae. Bases 1 to 6189 code for a protein of 2062 amino acids. Gene Ontology annotation, cellular component: nucleolus.